AUGGAGCGAAGAAUUAAUUUGAGAUUCCUUGUUAAGUUGGGGAGGAGCCCAACAGAGUGUCUAAAACUUCUCCGUGAGGCUUACGGAGAAGAUGCAAUGUCGCAACCGCAAGUCUUUGAGGGGCACAAAUGCUUCAAGAGAGGCCGCGAGGAGGUGGACGAUGACCCCAAGUCAGGACGGCCUUCCAUGACGAAGACAGAUGAGAACAGUGAGAGAGUAAAGAAGCUGGUGCGAAGUGACCGCAGAUUGACAGUGAGGAUGAUGGCAGAACAGCUCAGCCUGAACAGGGAGUCAUUGCAUACCAUCUUAAAGGAGGAGCUGGGGAUGCGAAAGGUGUGUGCCAAGAUGGUGCCCAAGGAUGACUUUUGUGACUUACUGGGCCUCACCUCCGUGCCCUACUUCCCCUGGGGCUCCUGGGUCCUGUGGGCAGGCAGGCGUGGAGGGAUUAGAGGGGAUGCUGGUGUGUGGGGCCGGGCCAGGCUGCAACAACGCCAGCAGCGCUGUGAGCCGGUGUCGCCAGAGCGAUCUGCCAGGUACGCCAUGGCGGAUUAG
Messenger RNA from Sphaeramia orbicularis (orbiculate cardinalfish), 552 nucleotides. Its product is annotated as protein GVQW3-like. The coding region runs from base 1 to 552 and encodes 183 amino acids. Lineage: Eukaryota; Metazoa; Chordata; Actinopteri; Kurtiformes; Apogonidae. The transcript is spliced from 2 exons. The record is from RefSeq and is a predicted model, not a curated record.